GCGACUAGCUAGGGUGUGGAUCCUCCUCGCAGUGAAAAAGGACGGGCUUCUUGUGCUGAACUGGUUCGGUGCGCAUUCGAGGUAGCAUAUUCUUUCUCACUUCUGACCGUCUACACCGGCAAAAGUGCUCACUUAUCUUUGAAGCUACUCAGUGGAGUUCAGAACACACAAACACACAGGAUGUUUUUGGCCAAAAGACUCAUUGGUGGGAUCUUGGAUGUUGUGAGCAACAUCGAUCCCAGCCAGUUUGUGCCCUCAGAUCCUCCCCCCACUCGCAGACCACUGGCCUACUCCGAGUCGCAUGAGAAUGAUGAAGAGAGACAGUUCCGGAAGGUCUUCCAACAGCUUGCUGGAGAUGACAUGGAGGUCAGUCCCAACGAGCUCAUGAACAUCCUGAACAAAAUCAUAGGAAAACAUGGUGACUUGAGAACAGACGGCUUCAGCGUCGAGUCAUGCAGGAGUAUGGUGGCAGUCAUGGAUAGUGACAGUACUGGUAAGCUGGGCUUUCAUGAAUUCAAAUACCUUUGGAACAACAUCAAGAAAUGGCAGGGCAUUUAUAAGUCAUAUGAUAAGGACCGCUCAGGAGUCAUAGGAGCAGACGAGCUGCCAGGUGCUUUCAAAGCUGCAGGCUUCCCCCUCAACGACCAGCUCUUCCAGAUGAUUGUCCGCAGGUACAGCGAUGAGAACGGCAACAUGGACUUUGACAACUACAUCGGCUGCCUGGUCCGCCUCAAUGCCAUGUGCUGUGCAUUUAAGACACUCGACAAGGACGAUAAUGGCACCAUUAAGGUCAACAUUCAGGAGUGGUUGCAGCUGACGAUGUACUCCUAAACACUGAGAUCAUACCCUGAGAACCCAACCUUCAUCUCCAAAGCUUCUCAGUAAACCAAACUAUGUUUACUCACCACCUCCUCUGUAAGCUGUUACCCUUUUGUUGUUGCCUAUUGUGCAGGCCAGGUAUACAAUAUAGUUAUCUUGGCAAAGGCUUGCAGUGUCCAUGUUUAAACACUAGAUGGCAGCUUUGCUUGAGACAAAACCUUGCUCAGAGACCCUUUGCACAAAUGCUGUCAACAUUCCAAUGUUUGGACCCUCUUUUGUAAAUGUCCUCUUGCCUAAUAAAAAGGGAGUGCCCAUACAAACUUAAAA
Molecule: messenger RNA, 1146 nt
Organism: Clupea harengus (Atlantic herring)
Lineage: Eukaryota; Metazoa; Chordata; Actinopteri; Clupeiformes; Clupeidae
Gene: capns1b
Product: calpain, small subunit 1 b
Cellular component (GO): calpain complex
Molecular function (GO): calcium ion binding
Source: RefSeq, a predicted model, not a curated record